AGUUCUUUGACGAUAAAGCAAGAAGAUUGCUUCAAUGAGUUCCAGAAAGAAAGGACCUCAUGUUCGUGACCAGCAUUUUGCUGAAGAAGAUGAUUUCGUGAAGCCGAGGCCAAGCUACAGGCAGGUCGGAAAGGUGAGAAAUCUCUCCUCAAGACAGAAAUCCACCGAGCUGAGGAGUCUUCAACCAGCUCUUCCAGGAAGACCACGGGGCCGCUCUGCCACAAAAAGAUUUCCUAUAGAGAAACCCUCUUCAGGAUCCAUGCCUAAGGUGCAAGUACGAAAGAACGUGCAGAAUACUCAAGAAAGCAGAAGUGGCAGUGGUACCAGCAAACCCCAGAUCCCUCACCAGAAUGUGGCUGGGGCUGUCAGCACCUUUCAACAUGAGCAGGCAGUGCAGAUGAAAAGGGGAAUUAUAUUGAAUGUGCCCAAAGAAUUAAAAUCAUGUCUUGUUGAGGACUGGGACUUGGUAAACAAGCAGAAACAGUUAUUCCAACUCCCUGCUAAGAAGAAUGUAGACACCAUUCUCGCAGAGUAUGUCACUUUUGUGAAAUCACAAAGAAGGGGUGAUAAUAGGGAAUAUUCCGUUGAUGAACUUGUGAUUGGAAUAAGAGAGUAUUUCAACAGGAUGCUGGGCACCCAGCUGCUCUGCCAGUUUGAAAAACCCCAAUAUGCUGAAAUUCACCUUGCUUAUCCUGAUGCUCCAAUGUCUCAGGUUUAUGGGGCUCCACACCUCCUGAGAUUAUUUGUGAAAAUUGGGACUGCAUUGGCGGGUUCAUCCCUUGAUAGACCUAGUCUUAGGUUAGUAUGCAGCUAUCUGCCCGAUUUUCUUAAAUACCUAGCGGAGAAUUCUACUUCUCUGUUUAGUGCCAGUAAUUACAGAGUGGCUUCUGCCGAGUAUUGUUGCAAAGCCCUGUGAUGGUCUGCUGACCACUCCCUGUUAUGACCUGGACCAGUAAACAUUUCUGUGUUUGCUGUUUUCAUUGUGUAGUUGAUAUCCUUUAAAAUUGUCAAUGUAUAACAGGGCUUAAUAUUUCAGUUUGAUUAUUGUUGUGAACAGAAAUAAAAAAUAUUAAAUGCUUCUUUACCGCUAU
This is a messenger RNA of Peromyscus leucopus (white-footed mouse), 1091 nucleotides long. RefSeq names its product mortality factor 4-like protein 2. The transcript is spliced from 2 exons. The coding region runs from base 35 to 916 and encodes 293 amino acids. The record is from RefSeq and is a predicted model, not a curated record. Gene Ontology annotation, cellular component: NuA4 histone acetyltransferase complex; nucleus. NCBI's taxonomy places the organism in Eukaryota, Metazoa, Chordata, Mammalia, Rodentia, Cricetidae. Gene Ontology annotation, biological process: regulation of DNA-templated transcription; chromatin organization.